AUGCGCCUCGUCCUGCUCUCGACGCUCCUGGCGUCAUUCACCGGCGCGGCCCUCGCCAAGCCCGAAAAGAUCAGGGGCGUGAGCGACCCCGUCUACCACUUGUACCUCCAGGCGUACGCGAAGGACAAGACGAUCGCCGUCCUGGGGCCCGAGGCGUCGGCGGAGUCCUUCAACAUCGCGGGGUCCAUCCAGAGCGCCAACUCGAGCUCGUACCUGAACAUCGGAAGCGAUGCCACGUCGUACAAGACGCUCAGGUUCGGCAACGCUUCGGAGACCAAGGCGUGGGGGCUGGAGGGGGACACCAUCAUCACGACCCAGGGAAGCACUUGGGGCCGUCAGCUUAAUUUCCUGGUCUGUCAACUGGAUACCGGGUACUGGCAGUUGUACCUGCAGACUGGGAGCGAUGCGCCCAGCGGCAGGACCUGCAGCAAUUAUCAGACGAUUCACCUGCCAUGCCUGUGCUAG
Messenger RNA from Colletotrichum karsti, 465 nucleotides. RefSeq lists its product as uncharacterized. The transcript has 2 exons. Bases 1 to 465 code for a protein of 154 amino acids. Lineage: Eukaryota; Fungi; Ascomycota; Sordariomycetes; Glomerellales; Glomerellaceae. The record is from RefSeq and is a predicted model, not a curated record.